AAAUGACUUGUAACUUGACUUGGACUUGCAUAAAAUUACUUGUGACUUGACUUGGACUUGUAAAAAAUGACUUCCUGCCACCUAGUCUGGCAGGAUCCCGACGAAGUAUGCAUCGUGGCGAACCAGAUUACAUUUUCAUAUGUAGCUUGGACCUUAAUAUCAUUGUUAUAUAAAGAUUUGGAACUCUGCCAUCAAGAAUUAACCAAUCAUAUUCAUGUUUCUGAGUCUUUUUUUAUUCUGUUUCUCAAAAGCUUAUAAUAAUUUUUACAUCAUAAUUAUACUCCUAAUAGUGGACUAAAUCAUUCAGUGAGCUGAUGUUUAGACUGGAAAUCUUCUGACAAACAAAUACAUGUAUAUUGCUAGACUAGUUGGCUGUUCCCACGAGUUUGUGGAAAGGCUCGUUUCACGUGAGCGGUACACUAAGAUGUCACCAGAGGCUUGUUUCGGCGUCAAAUCAUUAACCAGAAACCUAUGAAGGGUGGCCCACAAACGCGAAGAACCAGAAACAGUUACGUCAUCUUACAGAUGCAAGCGCAAGGAAGCAGACGGCACUGUUCGGACAUCACUGUCACUCGGUAUUCGACAUUUUUAUCUCCAGUGGUGGUCUCUCUUUUCAUGUAGGUCUACGUUCUAGAAGAAAGUAUCUCUUGAUUCGCUGCAUGUAACAGCGAAUUUUGAAAUGUAUAAUUUAUUCCUUCGACGGGUGGCAGAUAUUAUGCUUUUUUUCCCCGCCAUUUUCAAUCGGCACUGAACCAACUUCAAUCUUUGGUUCUCUUUUGGUCGCACAAUGACCGUCCUAGAGGCAUAACCAAGUCGCAAAAACGCUUAAUUAAUGACCUAAGCUGAGACAAGUUCAUGGUUCGGGUGGCCCAAGUGAUCAUGUUCAUGAAAUGAACAGGUGUAUUAGGGAUGGUUUUGGGAGGUUUGGGGUUGGUUUGCGUUGCGGGUGGGGAGUGUGUACACAUUGCAUGUGUGUAUGUCGGUACGUUGAUUUGUACGCAUGUAUCUAGUGUCCUUUUUGGUGUUGUAUGUCAUUUUGGUCAUUCAAUUGUUUGAUAAAAUUUUGGUGUUUUUAUCAAUCAAUUUUAUAUACACUUUUUAUUUGAUGUGCAUACCUGUAUUUUUACUGUUCUGGUUUUGAUAGUUUUAAAGUAAUAAUUGUAAAUAAAACUGAAAUUCAGCCUUUAUCUGCGAGAGUUUGGUUACUAAACCAUGAAUAAUGAUAAUAUUAUUGCAACACGGGUUUUUAUAUGACGCCCCUUUAAGUCACGAGUAAGUCUUGGUUCCAAGACUUUGUUAUUGUUUUGCUCUUGGUGAAAACAUGUAUUUAGGCGCACACUGUUUACCAAGGUCAAAUUCAACUAACCCCACACUGGAUUAAAUUCUGCAGUGCACCGAUUACAUUUUGUCUGUACAUUAUUAUAUGGAUGUUGUCAAUUCAGUGUGGCAGCACAGGGUUCAUCGUCUGGUAAACUGCUCUUUGUUGAUAGUGCUGAAUUGCGAACAUUUGCAUGGCUAUAUCAACUGUAGUCGGACACCAGACUAGUCGCGUCGAAAACGCCGGGAUUUUCCGGCGGUAUUUCGAAAUCGACAAUAUCGUGUACAUCAAUCCUAGUUGCUACGACACGUUUGGCAAUAUUCCAGAAGAAAUAUUUACGUACACACACGGUACUGCAGUGCGAGCCACUGUUUCACUGGGUGGAUUUGUGUUUACGUUGUAUGUGCCAAAUACCCCCUGUAUUUUUGAAGCAAGUCAGCAAAACGAAGCCCUUCUGGAACGUCUCCCCCUUCAUCCCAUGAAAUCUGAAUGUGCACCCAGGCAGACGCCGUUGGCUUUGCAAUAGACUGAAUUUCAGUGUCCAUGAAAUGGAUACGAGAGUAUCAACCUACCUACGUGGUUUCAAAGGCUUCGGCCGCAGCUACAAUCGUAGUGUGUUGGCCAAGGACGAGCUUUUCCACCAGCGAUUUAAAGAAGCAUUAGACAACGGCUCUCUGCAGUGUAAUCGCCUCCGGAUCCUCACCAUAGGCGACAAGGGUGUCGGCAAGUCUAGUACCCUGAAGUACUUACAAGGUGAAGUGUGCGAUCCCACUCUGGAGCCCAAGAUGACAGAGGGGAUCGAGAUCACCGCGUGCGAGGUGUCUGAGCAGAGGCAGGCCUGGAUGGCCUGCGAUGACGAUGGGCAACUUUCACCGGCAGACGACCCGACUGUCUCCGCUGCUUGGUUUGUCUGUGCGGACGUCGACAGCAUGGGGGGAACUCUGCACCAACAUGUAGGCGAAAAAGCCCAAGAAACAACAACAAAGGGCAUCACUGGCCGUAAAACCAGGCGAGAACCAAAUGUUAAAAAAGAUGACCCAGACGGAAACACUGGUGAGACGCCCUCUGGGAUCUGCAGGUCUGCCCUAACCCAAAUGCAGAUGAGUAUUUCGGCAAUCCUCAUGUUUGUCAUUGCUUAUCAUUACGCACCAGGUGACUUCGGAAUCUUGUGCUGGCUUGCUAUGUUCACGUCACAUCAGCUUUUCUUCAAGUCUGAUUUCAAUUCUGCCUACCGUUUUGUCACCCCUGUCAUGCUUCAGAUUACUGCCGCUGAAGCAGCUGUCAGAGCAGACGAAUACUUGACUAACAUUGCAGACACUCUGCCAGAAGAUUCUCUGUGGUUGGUACUCGCCGUUGUUGUGCUUUACUCGGGUCUGUUUGGUUUAUGUACUGCAUUCGGUUUACUAUCCGGGCUUGGAUGCAGAAGUGGCGUAGCCAUUGCUUUCUGUCUCAUGAUCCCUAAGUCAAAGUUUAGUCUACCUUUGAAUAAAACUGUUAUCGCAUUGGUUAUUGGUAACUUCAGUGGUCCCCUCCUGGUGCGAUUUGGCAUAAAGCCAAUGCAAGUAAGGUUGCGCAGUCUCACUUUAGCUGCCAUGGGGUUGUUUGCUCUGCUUGGCGUCGCUACUGGGACAAAGUUUCAGGUUUUGGCUGGAUACUCUGAGAACAUGUGCACGUGUGUUUUACUUCUUGGGGCGUCUAUGGGGUUAGGGCAUGCCUACGCAGUACUUAAGGCUCGCGGAAUAGUUGCCACGAGGAAGCUCAUGUUACCUUAUUAUCUGAAAAAAGGUUUUGGCUUCGUCGCAGGAAUCGCUCUGGGUCACCUGAUCGGUUGGCAGCUGAAUUAUUUCAGCGAGUCGAUGACACCAUUUUCAGUUUUCCUCUCCCUAGUAGCUGCCUCGGGGUUCCUCAUCUACGACCUCAGAACAGCUCAGGAGAUCCUUCGCCUAGAAAAAGACGCCAUUCCAAUUACAACCUUCCGGAAAUUUCUAAUGGCCUCUGCCACCGGAGACAACCCUGUCAGCCUUAAGCUUCAUCUCUGGGACAAUGGUGGUGACAGCGUUUACCAGAGCAUGCAACAAUUCUUCAGACCGACAGAGGCUGUUUAUCUCCUGGUGUUCAGCUUGGAGGAUGCCAGACAGGAUGAGGAGAAGCAGCUCCAGCGCUUACGCCAGUGGCUGUUCACAAUAAAGGCACAGUCCAAGAGAAUUCAAGACUCUCAAGAAAAUGAGGAGUCAGAUCCUAAUACCCUGAUUUUUGUCGUCGGCACACACAGGGACAGCGUCUCUAAAGAUUUCCUCUCCCACUUUGCCGGUAAGAUAGACGAGGCCCUUUAUAAGGAUUUCUGCUGUAUUCUGGCCAUCAAUGGUGACAAGGGACCCUUGUACGUCGUGGAGAACUCCAAAGUGAUGGAUCAAGACGGGAUUCACCUUCGGAGCUCUGUUAUCAGACUGGCAAAGAAAACAUCGUACAUGAAGGAACUGUUCCCCAUUCGACACCUUCGUAUUCUGAACAAGGUACGAGACAGGCAGUCUCGUGGCCUUCUGCCCUGGAUCAUGAAAAUUUCUGACCUUCUGCAGGACAUUGCAGAGGAAAACAUGAGUGUGGCAGAGCUGCAGCAGGUCCUUGUAAGCCUGCAUCGUACUGGGGACGUUAUAUACAGAUAUGAUGACCAGGUCCUUAACAGGUAUGUAGUCGUUAGUCCAGGGGUUCUGAUGGAUGUUCUGCAGGCAAUCGUUUCUAUUCCUCAGCGGGAAUCCCGCAAGAGAAGUCAAGCCAGAGACUGGCUAGACCUGGAAACUAAAGGCAUUGUUUCUCAAAAUCUCAUCCAGACCAUUGUUGGUCCUGACGAUACCCUGCUCCCCUGUUUACGGCUCAUGGAGGCUUAUAACUUACUGAUACCUGUCUAUUCGUCCGCCUUGAUGUCUUGUCCCCAAACUCCGUCACUUCAGGAACAAGACACGGACCCUUCCCUAUCCUUAGCGUCUGGUCAGCUUCCCAACUACUGCAUCCUUCCAAGCCAUCUUCCAGACUUCACAGGGGAAGAAGCAGACUUCUGGGUGCCUGCAGAGGAUGACGAAGUGUAUAUCUUUGACUUCAAGCAUGUGUCUCCCAAACCCAUCUUUCAUCGUCUUCUUGCUAAGUUAUGGUGUGAGAGGGAUAUUCAAGACAGUAAGCAUGAAUCGGUGUUCAAAACAAGAGGUCGUUUCAGACUCAAGGGAACCAACUUGUACGUAGUACGACUGCAGCAGAUAACGUGCUCUCAGAAUACAAUUGAAGUGACAAUCCACCAUAACAUCAGUAAUAAUCGGUGUAACCUACAGGUCCUGCAGUAUCUGCGGGGGCUUCUGGAGGAGAUUCGCUGCAUGGAUUUUCCUGAGCUGCCGUACACUUGUGGGCCCAUCUGCGACACCUGCAGCUCUGACGGCCUGCUGAAAAUCUUGAAGAUCUGCGGUCACGACGAGGCGUUUCCCAUCGCCAACAUGCAGUGCAAAGCGUUCAUGCAGGAGGGAAGGUACCAUGAAGUCCACCUCACACCUCAGCUUAAAGUGACCUGUGGAAAACGAAGAACAAGCUCUUGUGUCUCGUCUGACAGUGCCUGUUCACUGACCCCACGGGAUGGUCGUUCUUCAAGUUUUAUAAACGAACUUGUCGUGGGAGAAAAUAGCGACCGAAUGACCGUAAUCGGCGAAGUACAUAACUCCACUUUCAACAUGCAGCGUACUGAGGCCAGCCCGUAUGACACUAAUGCCCAGAACUCAGAGGGCACCACAACACGGGAACGAGCGGGAGACACCUUACAAUAAGCAAAGAAUACGACUGAAAAGAAAGCGGCCUUUAUCGCUGGCCACUAAGUUUUUUUAAACUAAAUUGUAACUAAAUUGUAUUGUGGAAUCAGAAUCCAUUGAUGCUGAGUGCCAGAAAUUGGACAUCUGAGAUUCUUUAGGCUUCAGGCUGAAUAGCAGACUGGACGUACUUUCUUCACUGAAAAAGUUAACAACUCAUUUUGUUCACUGUUCCUGGUUUAAUUUGAUUAUUCCUCUUAAUCGUGAUGUAGCGUUGCUCUAAAAGGGCCAAAAAUUAUGACCGUUAAGGACAUUUUGAGCCGCAGCCAUAACUUUUGGUCGCAACUUUACAUACUGGUACCAGUCUUUAACAUUACCAUGUUAAACAUAAGUCAAAAUAAGCCACUAUAUUAACUUUAUGGUGUAUAUGUAUAUUUUUCACACAAUGAGAGGAAUGAGAGUCAUAUCAUAAUGUACGUCGUGUCAGAAUCGGAUGGGGUGUUUUAAGAAUUCAUGAAUGUCAGAAGUGGUUGCUGCAUGAAAGUAGAAAUAGAAAUUUAGACGUGGAGAAAUGAUUGCAUAAAUGGAGAAGUAGACGUAGAAAUCAAGCCUUCUUCAGGAGUGGAAAUAUAAAUUAUAGAUGUAAGAAGAGCAUACUGAAAAAGAUUGGGUAGAGCUAUAAGGAAAAGAUUUUUCCAGUCCCACCAAAUAACGAGCCAAGAGUUUGGUAGCUUUCUUCAGAACCGUUUACAAGGGCAAAUUUCUUAUAUUUUUUGCAAAUAUGGCUGUUGUCAGCCGACGUGGUUUAUAACCAGUAUUGCCAGCUGCAGAAAUAUCACUAUCGUACACAACCAGCUUCAGUAUUAUGUUAUACAAUGACAACUGUUCAGACGGUGUAGUGCCGUCUAUAUAUUAGGCCUAUUGUUAUUUUUUUACCCUCAAAUCCCAAUCGAAACCCCAUAAAUAUUAGUAUAGUGAACGGGACAGUAGCAUAACACUAAGUCUCCACAGAACAGGUUCAAUAAACUACCAUAAAAGUGGCAUUUCAGCCAUGAGUAUUUAUGAAA
This is a messenger RNA of Acanthaster planci (crown-of-thorns starfish), 6167 nucleotides long. RefSeq names its product putative serine/threonine-protein kinase roco4. Lineage: Eukaryota; Metazoa; Echinodermata; Asteroidea; Valvatida; Acanthasteridae. The record is from RefSeq and is a predicted model, not a curated record.